Messenger RNA from Odocoileus virginianus texanus, 4638 nucleotides. The record is from RefSeq and is a predicted model, not a curated record. Lineage: Eukaryota; Metazoa; Chordata; Mammalia; Artiodactyla; Cervidae.
GAAAACAUUUCGAAACUUUUUGGUGGAUAGCAGUCAAGCUAGUUUGACCCUCGAGAAAGGUCGGAGGAUAAUUCACUUUGACGCGAUGGAUUCAAGCACACAACACUACAUUCUUCGAGAUUUUGCAGUCAUUACUGCACACGCUUGUAUGGUCGUCCCUCCUUUCCGUUACUGUGUGUCUGCCGUGAAUUCUCUGAGGAGAAUUCAGCGAAUCGAGUAGUAAAGGAGUGGACGUAGGAGAGCCGUUCAGGCUUUAAAAACAGCAAAGUGAUGGGCUUUAUGUGUUUGGAAAGAUAACCCUGGGAGCGACAGAAGGAAUAAAUCUUUAAGGACCGUGAAAAAAAAUUUUUUUUUUCUGGAGACCAAGAGGGAUUGUGAAGUCAGGAUACAUGGGACACCUGCACGAGCAUUCAGUUUCUUCCUGCAGUGUCUGAGAGGUACUACCCACACCUGAAGUGUCCUCGUCCUGUGGGUCCCUUCAGCCACACCUCAGGCAGGAUGCAGUGUGGAUUUCAUGGAGUGGAAUGGUGGAACUGAGCUAUCAAGACACCAGCUUGUUACAAAAGUACAUACUUUCUGCUUUUAGCCUCCCAGAGUCACUUGGUAUGAGAGUCCAUCUUGAUAUUAGCAGCAAUCUCUAGUCAACUUUUGAUUUUUUAUGUACUGUCUGGAGUACAAGGCAAAGGAACAAUGCAAUUUUAGUCGACCAGCAAAGGAAUUGCUUGUAGGGAGUGGGAUCAUCCAACUGUAAGAGGAGUGAUCUCUCAGUAUGGUGUCACAGAAAGGUAUAGAAUUGAGAAUCAGACCUGGAGUUUGAUGCUAAGGAAGCAGGCUGCGAGCCAAGGGGAAGGCAGAGGACAGAUAUGCCUGUGUUCCCAAGCUUCUGUGGCGGUUUAUGGCAUCCUCCAAACUCCUCUGCAAGGGCUGAUCCUGACCGAGAAGACCCAAGGAGACGGUUUCUGAAAUCAAGUCCAGAUGAAGAAUUAAGAGGGGAAAAAUGAAUAUGGUUUUUGCUCACAGAAUGGAUAACAGCAAGUCACCUUUGGUUGUUCCUACACUGCUGGUGCCUCUUCACAACCACAGCUGCGCAGAGACGGCCGCCCCUCUGCCGAGCCAAGACCUGACGGAGCUCUCCCCAGAGCACAGCUGGAGGAGCAACAGAACAGAUCCACAGUAUGGACCGAACCCUGGGGAAGUGGCCACAGCCAGCAUCUUCUUCGGGGCCCUGUGGUUGUUUUCUAUCUUUGGCAAUUCCCUCGUGUGUCUCGUCAUCCACCGCAGCAGGAGGACUCAGUCCACCACCAAUUACUUUGUGGUCUCCCUGGCAUGCGCUGACCUUCUGGUCAGCGUGGCCAGCAUGCCUUUUGUCCUGCUGCAGUUCUCCACUGGCCGCUGGACCCUGGGCAGCGCCAUGUGCAGGGCCGUGCGCUACUUUCAGUAUCUCACCCCGGGUGUCCAGAUCUACGUGCUCCUGUCCAUCUGCAUAGACCGGUUCUACACCAUCGUCUACCCGCUGAGCUUCAAGGUGUCCAGAGAGAAAGCCAAGAAGAUGAUCGCUGCAUCCUGGAUCUUCGAGGCGACCUUUGUGACCCCUGUGUUGUUCUUCUACGGCUCCAGCUGGGACAACCACUGCAACUAUUUCCUUCCCUCCUCUUGGGAAGGAACCGCCUAUACUGUCAUCCAUUUCUUGGUGAGCUUUGUGAUCCCGUGCAUCCUCAUAAUCUUAUUUUACCAGAAGGUCAUAAAAUACAUUUGGAGAAUUGGCACUGAUGGCCGGACAGUGAGGCGGACCAUGAACAUUGUCCCAAGGACAAAAGUGAAAACAAUCAAGAUGUUCCUCAUUUUAAAUUUGCUAUUUUUGCUCUCCUGGCUGCCCUUUCAUGUCGCUCAGCUGUGGCACCCCCAUGAACGAGACUAUAAGAAAAGUUCCCUUGUGUUUACUGCUAUCACGUGGAUAUCCUUUAGUUCCUCAGCCUCUAAACCUACUCUGUAUUCCAUUUAUAAUGCCAAUUUUAGGAGAGGCAUGAAAGAGACUUUCUGCAUGUCCUCGAUGAAGUGUUACCGAAGCAAUGCCUAUACUAUCACAACCAGUUCAAGGAUGGCCAAAAAAAACUAUGUUGGCAUCUCAGAAAUCCCUCCAUCGGCCAAAACUAUAACCAAAGACUCAAUCUAUGAUUCGUUUGACAGGGAAGCCAAGGAAAAAAAGCUUGCUUGGCCCAUUAAUUCAAAUCCGCCAAAUACUUUUGUCUGAUUUCUCAGAAUUCUUUCAUUAUUAUGCACCAGAGGUUAAAAGUUUAACUAUAAAUACAAGCUAUUUAUGUAUUUUUUCAAUUUUCUGACGGAAAUGUUUUAUUAUGUAGAAUGCACUAUUGAUUUUAGUUUUUGUCUUUUUUAAUUUAGCUGCUUUUUUUGUUUUACAGGUAGCUUUUCACCUUGAGCUUAUUUAUGAUCAACAGUCCCUUUACUAUUUUAGUUAUGUGCAUUAAAAAAAAAAGAAUGCUUUCUGACUUUUUAUUUACUAUUAGGUCCAAAAAGCAUAAACAGUCUUUGAUUGAUGAUUCAACCUGAUUUUAUUCUGUUUCCUUUUUCUCCUCCCUACUGAAUUUUUAUUAACUAUAGGCUUCUGUUCCAAAUCAAAUCUCCUGUGUGACACAUUUCAGAGACUUGUAUUUCUUCUACUGAGCAACAUUUAGGAAGUGUUAAUAUUUUAUAUGUUUUUACAUUACCUUCUGUCCAGAUCUGUUAUGGAGAGCACUCCAUAUGUUAGAAUAUACUAGAACUUGCCCGGGUAGCCUUCUGUGAUUGAAUAUUAAUGAAGAUGCUUAGGGAAAGAAAGCUUAUUGGUUGGCCUAAUUUCUGUCUCUUUCUGUCUCUCAUUCUCAUUCUCUCUUGAAACCAGCUGAUGAUGCCUUGCAGCGUUUGAAGUUGCCCUGCCAUUUUCCUCACAUCCAGGCCCAUCUAGGCUGUGUCUAGGAUGCUUACCUCCCUUCUGAGUCAAAUUCAAGCAAUGCGCAGGGAACCUGGCUGGGCAAGCCCAGAAAAUGCCAAUGGGAGUCAUGCAGAUGCCUUUUCUCUGCGCUCUGCCACUCAGGCAGACACCUUCCGCUGCCUGGUGCUGACCCCAGACUCUGGGACAGCAAGGGCAAGGAGCAGGUUCUUCUUUCUCCUGAGCAUGUAGACAUGAGGCCGUUUCUCCAGCCAGUGCUUCCUGCCCCUCAUCUCUCUCUCAGGACCCAUGAUCAUACCCUCGCCAAGCUCACACUCCUCUUUGGCCAAGGUAACUCAAGAUUUUCUUCUGGUUGCCGGGUCUCCAUUAUUUCAAAUCCAGGACGAGCACAUUUAAAAAAUGCUUUGUUUAAACAAUAACAGGUUUACAGACAAGAUUGGUGUGCAUUUUCACACCCUAGUGAACAAGAAUUGCAAAUAAUAAUAUCAGUAGUUCAGCAACAUUACCUGCAUUGUCUCAUGCUAUCCUCUUAAAAAAGCCUGUGAUGUUCUUAUGACCAUCUCUGUUUUAUAGGUGAGGAAACCGGACCUCAGCGUUAUGGGACUUGCUUAAGUCAGAGUGUGGCUGAACUGGUUUUCACACUCAAUCCCCUAGCUGCAGGUCUGUGGCCCUUUCCUUGACAUGGUAGGUGUCUCUCGAGGGAACACUUGGGCAGUCAAGCCCGUCCAGACCUCUGUGGGCCUAACAGCUGCUGCCUGGGUGAGAAUCUGAGGUCUAGGAGAGCAUGAUGUUCUUAACAGGAGAGCCGAGAAAUGUGGUGAGCUGGCCCCCACCUUUUCCUUGGCUGUGGCUGGGUUCCUGGGCUCAUGGUGCUGAACAUCUGAGACUGGAAACAAACUGGUAUUUCCUGUCUCACAGACACAGGGAAACAAGACAUAACUGGGCUUGGUUUUGGGGGGCAAAGAAUGAGAACAAUAAAAUAUUCUAUCCACAAAACAUUAUAGAGCUGAUGUGUUCAACUGGAGGUGCUGCCUUCAAUCAACCAGGUCAAAAGAUAAAAAGAAUACCUUGUAUUUUUUCUUCCUUUUCUUUCUCCUCCACAUAUGAUAUUCAAAAAUGACAAAGUGAGUCAGAGCUUGAUGUCACUUGGCCCUUGACUUUUUCGAUUCAUAGUUGUUAAAAAAUAGAAGAGACCCUGCAGUACUUUUAUUUAUUUUUAAAAGCUAAAUUCUAAAAAAAUAAAAUUUGAUUUAGUUUAAUUUUAUUUAUGUAUAUAUUUUUGGUCUCAGUUAAACUGAAAACGACUAGAUGAUUACUAAACUCUGUUCUGUCUUUAAUGUUCUGUGAGUUACCCCAGUGGGUGGAAAUUCAGUGAAAGGAUCUAAUGCAAAGUCUUACUGAGAUUAGUUUUUUAGAAAAAAAUUCCCCCAAAUAAUAACAAAUAGAGUUAAUCAAAUCACAAAUGCAAGAGCUCUAAAGUCUCAAGACCUAUGAUAAUUCAGCUAUAUUUUCUCAGCAUGUUGUUAAUUCACUGUACUUUUUUAGUUUAGUUUAAUAUUUAGGAUUCCUGUUGUCUCACUUGAUCCUGAAUUUGGAGGAAACUGGAUGUAAUGUACAGAUUAAUAAAGAUUUUCAUAAAUCCCAGCAACACAAGAGCUUCCCAGGUGGCACCAGUGGUAAAGAACUCACCU